GAUUGUUGCCGAGGGCGCUUGGACUCUUGGCUUGGAAGAGCGUAACGCAGCACAGCGUGGCUCGGCGCAUCCUAGUCUCCUGUCGGCGCCGCGGCACCGCUCGCCGUGGCUAGUCUCUGGCGUUGCCUUCCCUCCGCCAGCCUGCGGAUGGUUCGGUCCGGCUGGGUCACGCGCUAGACUCGGUGCAAGGGCCUGCGGAACGGGCGAGGGGCAGAACGGUGGCGACAGCCUCAGGACAGUUGCGAGCGGGUUCCGGCCCAGCAUCCGGGAGACGGCGGCGAGCGCCCCAGCUGAACAACCUCAAGCCUUUGAAUUCGAGUGCAGUUUGCAUACCAUACCUGACUCAUCCGGCAGGCCUCGUACACGUUCUGGUCUAGGCAGGAUGGUGCAGCCGUGAUCUGUCAAGCAUAAGUUGAGUCCGCCUACUCAUUUUGGAAACUCUGGCACUGUUUGGCCUCCCCACCUGUCACCGUCACCCACCAGUGCCCCAUCGUUCUUCAGUGGGCAGUGGGGCUGUCAUCUGGCACCUUCUGCUCCUCAGCAAAGCCCUCAGAGCUGGUUUGCCUUCAUCAGAACCCUGGGAACCUUGCCAUUUCUAGAACAAACGGGGGCCUGGCUGUGGCCACAGAGUUCAAGAGGUCCGCCUCUGCCCUCAGGUGUGGGAGAUGAUGAAGGCUGCUGACCCUCCUUGGUGCCUGUCCUGUCUGUGUCCAUCUAUCCGUCCAUCCAUUUGCUCUUCUCCCCCUCCCCCGUGUCUUUCCUGCCCUUGAUGUAGCAACUGUUACGCAGCGAGUGCCCAUUGGUGCUGGCAGGUGCGGACACCCUGUCAGAGCCCUUGGCCUGAUUCCGUAGCAUGGAUGGGGCAGGCCCACAGAUGCCGUCCUUCCCUACAGGCCUCGGCCAUUCUCCAGCACCAUGAACGCCAUUGUGGCUCUCUGCCACUUCUGCGAGCUCCAUGGCCCCCGCACGCUCUUCUGCACGGAGGUUCUACACGCUCCCCUGCCCCAGGGUGCCGGAAGUGGGGACAGUCCUGGCCAGGUUGAGCAGGCUGAGGAAGAAGAGGGCGGCAUCCAGAUGAGCAGCCGAGUCCGUGCCCACAGCCCAGCCGAGGGCGCCAGCACUGACUCCAGCAGCCCGGGGCCCAAGAAGUCAGACAUGUGCGAGGGCUGCCGCUCGCUUGCUGUAGGGCACCCAGGUUAUAUCAGUCAUGAUAAGGAGACCUCUAUCAAGUACGUCAGCCACCAGCACCCCAACCACCCACAGCUCUUCAGCAUUGUCCGCCAGGCCUGUGUCCGCAGCCUGAGCUGUGAGGUGUGCCCUGGUCGUGAAGGCCCCAUCUUCUUUGGUGAUGAGCAACAUGGCUUUGUGUUCAGCCACACCUUCUUCAUCAAAGACAGCCUGGCCAGAGGCUUCCAGCGCUGGUACAGCAUCAUCGCCAUCAUGAUGGAUCGGAUCUACCUCAUCAACUCCUGGCCCUUCCUGCUGGGCAAGAUCCGCGGGAUCAUCAGCGAGCUCCAGGGCAAGGCCCUCAAGGUGUUUGAGGCAGAACAGUUUGGAUGUCCACAGCGUGCCCAGAGGAUGAACACUGCCUUCACACCCUUCCUGCACCAGAGGAACGGCAACGCUGCCCGCUCUCUGACCUCCUUGACCAGUGAUGACAACUUGUGGGCCUGUCUGCAUACUUCCUUUGCCUGGCUCCUGAAGGCAUGUGGUAGCCGGCUGACAGAAAAGCUCUUAGAGGGUGCUCCCACAGAGGACACCCUGGUCCAGAUGGAGAAGCUUGCUGACUUAGAGGAAGAAUCAGAAAGUUGGGAUAAUUCAGAGGCUGAAGAGGAGGAGAAAGCCCCUGCUACGGCAGAGGGUGCUGAAGGGCGAGAGCUGGCCAGUUGCCCAACAGAAUCAUCCUUUCUCUCAGCCUGUGGGAGCUGGCAGCCCCCAAAGCUUUCUGUCUUCAAGUCCCUUCGACACAUGAGACAGGUCUUGGGAGCCCCAUCUUUCCGAAUGUUGGCCUGGCAUGUCCUCAUGGGUAAUCAGGUGAUCUGGAAAAGCAGAGAUGUGAACCUUGUCCAUUCCGCAUUUGAAGUCCUCCGGACCAUGCUGCCUGUAGGCUGUGUGCGAAUCAUCCCUUACAGCAGCCAGUAUGAGGAGGCCUAUCGCUGCAACUUCCUAGGGCUCAGCCCUCCGGUGCCUAUCCCUGCUCAUGUCCUGGCCUCUGAGUUCGUAGUUGUCGUGGAGGUACACACAGCCACUCGCUCAAACCCGCACCCGGCUGGAUGUGAGGACGACCAGUCCCUCAGCAAGUAUGAGUUUGUGGUGACCAGCGGUAGCCCUGUGGCUGCAGACAGAGUUGGGCCCACCAUCCUGAAUAAAAUGGAGGCAGCUCUGACCAACCAGAACCUGUCUGUGGAUGUGGUGGACCAGUGCCUCGUCUGUCUCAAGGAGGAGUGGAUGAACAAAGUGAAAGUCCUGUUCAAAUUCACCAAGGUGGACAGCCGCCCCAAGGAGGACACCCAGAAGCUCCUGAGCGUCCUCGGCGCAUCAGAGGAGGACAACGUUAAGCUACUGAAGUUCUGGAUGACGGGCCUGAGCAAAACCUACAAGUCACACCUCAUGUCCACAGUCCGAAGCCCGACAGCCGCAGAGUCACGGAACUGACUCCGAGAACACCGUCUGGAAGGUGGUGUACAUCUUAGCUCUGUGGGAAAGACUGCCCUUGGGUUUCUGAGUGCUGGCGUGAGAUCCUGUUUGAGGAGUGAAGACUUACGGGCUAGGCCUCGCCCUCCUUGUGAGGCUCUCUUAGCCCAUGUUGAAGUGUAGGGGACACAGGGACAGUGGUCCCACUGCAUAAAAUUGCUCUGUCAGGAACUGGUGAGAUGUGCUAUGUGCCUCUUGAGGAGAAAGGCUGGGAGCUGAGAGGAGUCUACGAGCCAGCCUCUGAGGUUUUGUUGUUGCAGGAUGUCCUCGUGGGCUUAGGACAACACCUUCCCACCAUGGAAGACCAAGCAUCCUGGAUCGUUUGUCUUUGGGUUGAUGACUUCUCAGGUCAUGUGCACACCCGUGGCCUCUGGACAUCAAGACCAUGGCUGUUUUGUUUUUGUUUUUUUAAUUUUAGUCUUUGAGUCAGGGUCUUAUUCUGUCUCCUAUCCCAGUUUAGAACUCACGGUGUGGCCUAUGCUACUUCCAGACUUGUAGCAGUCCUCCUGCCUCAGCUUCCCAAGUGCUGGGAGUACAGAACUGAGCCAUCAGAACCUUACGUUGCUUUCUUCUCUGUUGCUGCCAUAGCAUUAACCAGCGACUGUAGACUGUGGUGGGGUUGAGGCGGAGUGCCUCUCACCGUAGCAGCUUAGACUCCCUGAAGCUUUCCCAAUUUGUUCAUAAUUUAACACGAAGACUACGUUUGUGUGUCUUGGUCUCUGUACAGUUGCAAGAAUGUUGAAACACAAUAAAUCUGUAUUUUUGUAAA
Messenger RNA from Rattus norvegicus (Norway rat), 3463 nucleotides. It is a transcript of the gene Flcn, whose product is annotated as folliculin. Gene Ontology annotation, cellular component: cytosol; spindle; lysosomal membrane. The record is from RefSeq and is a predicted model, not a curated record. Gene Ontology annotation, molecular function: GTPase activator activity; enzyme binding; enzyme inhibitor activity. Gene Ontology annotation, biological process: negative regulation of transcription by RNA polymerase II; negative regulation of DNA-templated transcription; negative regulation of post-translational protein modification. NCBI's taxonomy places the organism in Eukaryota, Metazoa, Chordata, Mammalia, Rodentia, Muridae.